Purpureocillium takamizusanense is the source of this 1377-nucleotide messenger RNA. RefSeq lists its product as uncharacterized. Gene Ontology annotation, molecular function: glycosyltransferase activity. The record is from RefSeq and is a predicted model, not a curated record. The transcript has a single exon. The coding region runs from base 52 to 1377 and encodes 441 amino acids. Lineage: Eukaryota; Fungi; Ascomycota; Sordariomycetes; Hypocreales; Ophiocordycipitaceae.
UGUUGAUCUCCCUUUACACUCCCGUAUCAGGCUCACUGCUUCUCCGCCAUCAUGACCGUCACCGGCCUCAUCAAGCCGCCUCCGGGCACGACCGCCAUCCCCGCCGAGAGGCUGGACCGGCGGACCGACGAGGACAUCGCCGCGUGGCUCCAGCAGCGCCACGAGGUCGUCUCCGAGAAGAACGUGUGGGCGUUUUGGCACGCCGGCUUCGCCACCAUGCCGGCCUGGUCGCGGCGCAACAUCAUCAACUGGGUGCGCCGCCUCGGCCCGGACUGGACCGUCCACGUGCUCGACGCCGUCCCGGGCUCGGAGACGAACGUGCGGCACCACUUGCUGCUCCGUGAUGACGACGACGACGACGAGGACGUCGAGGAGGCGGCGGCGGGCGUCGUGCUCCCGCGCGCCUUCCGCGAGGGCACCAUGGACGGACCGACCGUGGGGCAGCACCAGGCCGACCUCGUGCGCCUGCCGUUGCUCUACCAGCACGGCGGCAUCUGGAUGGACGUCGGCAUGAUACUGUUUCGGCACGUCGACGACAUCUGCUGGGACGCCAUCAUGGACCCGGCCUCGCCCUACGAGGUCGCCGGCUUCACGAUGCAGCUGCGCCCCGGCGUGGAGAGCAUGAUGAACAGCUUCAUCGCGGCGAGAAAGGGCAAACCGUUCAUCAAGCGCUGGCACGACAUCUUCACCGCCGUCUGGGGCGACGCGACCAACGCGUACGCCGCCAGCUUCCACAAGCACCCGCUCCUCCGACCGAUCCCGCUGCCCAAGCUCACCGCCGAGCAGCUCAACGCCCCCGAAGCCACCGUCAGCAUGGAGUUUCUGGCCGACUACCUGACGCAGGUGCUCUGCUUUGAGCGUCUGCGCCGGGUCGUCGAGCCGGGGGGCGUCGAAGGGUUCAACGGACCCGAGUACUACGCGACGCACGUCUUCCUUUUGUCGUCCAUGACGGAGAUGUACUACCUGCAGGGGGUGAGCUCGUGGCAGGGGCCGAGGGAGUUUGCGCUGCUCUCGGCGACGGCGACGGCGACAGGUGGUGGCAGCGGCGGCGGCGAUAACGACAAAGACGAGGCAGAUGAGGAGGCGUUGCGCGACGAGGCGCGCGCCGUCGUCAACCACUUGCUCGCCAACACGGCCACCAUGAAGCUCUCGCACGCCCCGCCAGGCGAGGUGCCGUUCCUCGCUGACAUUUGGGGCCGGCCCGAGCAUCGCGACGCGGAUAUCGCGAGGGACUCGUUUGGCGCCUACAUGCGGUACGGCAGCGUGCACUUUGAUCAGGAUCGGGAGUUGAAGCCCAUGAAGGUCGGCGUCGACACACAGGGGGCGCUGCGGAUGGGGUUGCUGGAGGCAGGAGAGGAGGGGCAGGGCGACGAGUGA